This is a messenger RNA of Cyanistes caeruleus (blue tit), 1381 nucleotides long. It is a transcript of the gene RAB7B, whose product is annotated as RAB7B, member RAS oncogene family. Gene Ontology annotation, biological process: phagosome-lysosome fusion; endosome to lysosome transport. NCBI's taxonomy places the organism in Eukaryota, Metazoa, Chordata, Aves, Passeriformes, Paridae. Gene Ontology annotation, cellular component: late endosome; lysosome; phagocytic vesicle. Gene Ontology annotation, molecular function: GTP binding; GTPase activity. The record is from RefSeq and is a predicted model, not a curated record.
UCCUCUCCCCUCCCCGGCCCAGCGGAGCCGGCAGCCGCGGAUGCCCCGGCAGGGCCUGCCCAUGGAUGCCAGCAAGAAGGUGGAUCUGAAGAUCAUCAUCAUCGGAGCUCUGGGCGUGGGCAAGACCUCUCUGCUGCACCAGUACGUGCACAAGACGUUCUACGAGGAUUACCGCACCACGCUGGGCGCCAGCAUCCUCACCAAGGUCCUGGCUGUGGACAACACCCCCCUGAAGCUGCAGAUCUGGGACACGGGCGGACAGGAGCGAUUCCGGUCCAUGGUGUCGACCUUUUACAAAGGCUCGGACGGCUGCAUGCUGGCCUUCGACGUGACGGACAGGGAGUCCUUCGAGGCCCUGGAUAACUGGAGAGAUGAUUUCCUGGAGAAGGUCAUUCCCAGGGAACAGGAUUUCCCCAUGGUCGUGCUGGGGAACAAGAUUGACCUCAGUGACCGGCAGGUGCCCAAGGAAACGGCCUCAGCCUGGUGCAAGGAGAAGGACAUCCCGUAUUUCGAGGUCAGCGCCAAGAACAACAUCAACGUGGCCGAGGCUUUUGAGACGCUGGCGAAGCAGGCGCUGAGCACGUAUAAAGGGAUUUUUGAGAGUUAUUUAACCGACUCCAUCAAGCUCACUCCCAACGACAAGCCCAAGCAGAGCUGCUGCUGACCCCGGGGCCACUGGACCCCCUCGAUGCCCACGGCUGGAGCCCUGCCCGGGGGUCCGAGCCCCCUGCCCACCCCGGCCUGGCCACGGGGACCGGCUGGACACAGCAGGACCUGCACAUCCAGGGAUUUGCUGCUUCCCACGGCUCUGGAGCUGCUGUCCCGAGCCUCCCAAAGCCUGGGUGUCACGGUGUCCCAAAGCCUGGGUGUCACAGUGUCCCAAAGGCCUGGGUGUCACGGUGGCCCAAUGGCCUGGGUGUCACAGUGUCCCAAAGCCUGGGUGUCACGGUGGCCCAAAGCCUGGGUGUCACGGUGGCCCAAUGGCCUGGGUGUCACGGUGUCCCAUUGUCUGGGUGUCACGGUGUCCCAAUGUCUGGGUGUCACGGUGGCCCUGUCCCUGCUGGGUGUGCUGCCGUCGGGCUCCCGAUGUCCCUGCGGUGACAGUGCCAGGGAUGUGGGCACAGCUCCUUGGCGUGACCCUGCCCGGUACACGGCCUGGUGGCCCCACAGCUCUCAGGGUGGGCACGGGCUGGCCUGGAGGGGACAUUUGGGGCUGGUGGCCUUGGCACAGGGCCCUUCUGUGGAGGCAACGAUUCCGUGCCUCAGUUUCCCCUCCUCUCACACAUAUCCCCCAUCAAACACCUUCCCCCCCUCCCUCCUCACUGGGGAGGAUUCUCAAAAAAAGCACUUUGUCAGGGGUUCUCUCUUUUUUUAAAAAACA